This is a messenger RNA of Micropterus salmoides (largemouth bass), 1547 nucleotides long. RefSeq names its product SAP domain containing ribonucleoprotein. Gene Ontology annotation, biological process: poly(A)+ mRNA export from nucleus. Lineage: Eukaryota; Metazoa; Chordata; Actinopteri; Centrarchiformes; Centrarchidae. The record is from RefSeq and is a predicted model, not a curated record. Gene Ontology annotation, cellular component: nucleus.
GUCUCGUUGCAAACAGCAAAGCUCCCGUGAACGUUGAUCAGCUGAAGAAGAGAGCAGAAAGAUUUGGAAUGAACGUCUCAUCCGUUUCACAAAAGAUUGAAGAAGAUGAAAAGCUGAAAAAGAGGAAGGAGAGGUUCGGGGUUUCAACAGGUGCAGCCGGUGCAGCCGAUAUUGAGGCAAAGAAAAUGAAGCGCGCUGAAAGAUUUGGAAAUGUGUGAAUAAAUGUUUUAGAGACUUUUUUUUUCUUUCCUUAUUUUUUUUUUUUUUUUGAAAAGCAUUUUCAUUGCUGCACAACAGAGAUUCCCAAAGGAUUCCUGUAAAUCAAAUGUAUAAUUAUGUACAAACAUAAUAAAUGGUGAGUAAGAUCAUUUAAAUGGUUUGGAAAAAACAAAUUAAAAUUAUUUACUUAGCCUAAAUUCAGUGGAUAAUGUAAAUUAGACAAUCGUUUGAUUUGUCCAUUAGUUACUGGAACACCAUUUUCUCCGUCAUGGGAGGCUUUCAAACACAUUAUUUUUCAUUUCCCUCAGUUUUUAUACAGGAAUUAGAGGUGUGUUUCUAAACUGUACGGGCUAUUCGCUCCUGUGUAACAUAGACGUUUUGUUUUACUCCUCUUUCCUAAACGUACUAUUUAACAGGUACGACCCUCACUGUUCCCUCUCUGCUGCGCUCUCUCAAAGCUGCAAUGAAGUCCAUUUAUCAAGUCUGUCAAGCAACUAGGUGUGUAGUCAAACAGCUCCUGCAGGUGCUUCACAGUAAACACCUUCCAGAUGUUCUGGGGAAAACAUUUGUUCUCUGUGGAUCAGGUGAUUAUUUACUGUUUACUCUUUAAAUAUAAUCUUUAAAUACAGUGGUGCAUAAAAUCACCAGAAAUUUCACAAAUCAAACUGAGAGAAAAUUGAAACAAGGAGUACAUUUACUGUGAAGCAGCUUCAGGAAGUGUUUCAUUAGCUAACAGAUCUUUACACUAGAGCUUGCUGAAAGUUGUCUUGAAGCUAAAUUAGAACAUUUUUGUGCUUCUUUUUUUUUACGAGUGCAUUAAUGUGAAUAGAUUGUUACAGUUAUGACAAAGAUUUGAAAAGACGAGCAGAUGAGAAACCAGUGAGGAUCUAACUUGUUGGUUAGGGGUGAGAAUAAAAAAGAAAAAUCCUUAACUGUAUCCGCUAUGCAGGAAAUAAUACCUAGCAAAAAUGGCCUUUGUGUUAUCAAACAUGCAGCAGGGAAAACAGGACUUUUUGGCCGUGGAAACAGAAAAUGUGGAAUAUGUUUGUACAAAGACUAAGGAAAAUCCUAAAAUAUAAGUUUAACAAAUUUCUAUGAUAGGUAAGAGUAAAAAAUCCUGUAUUUCUGCUUUAAUUAAAAAAAAAAAACAUUUUCUAACAAUCCAGUUAAACUCACGUAUUUGAAUUUACUGUGUACGUAAUUGUACUUUUGAUUUAUCAGAUGGCCUGUUGUUUUCUUUUGGGGACUACAUUGGUACACUGCUUCAGUAAUCUGUCCAUUUUAUAACAUUUUGUGAUUUAAAAUAAAUGGUUUUCAAUUUUUUGAUA